This is a messenger RNA of Hymenoscyphus albidus, 1969 nucleotides long. Lineage: Eukaryota; Fungi; Ascomycota; Leotiomycetes; Helotiales; Helotiaceae. The record is from the annotation of a GenBank genome assembly.
AUGUCAGCUGAAUUCCCCACUCUCAGCUCCCUUGAGCAGUUUCUCGAGCAGGACUUCGAUUUUGUGGUCGUUGGUGGUGGGACAGCAGGUCUCACUGUCGCCGCGAGAUUAUCUGAGAACCCUGAUGUGCAAAUUGGGGUUCUGGAAGCGGGACAGGAUCAUUUUGGAGAUCCGUUGGUAUUGAUGCCUGCGGCGUAUCCGAAGAUGAUUGGGGAUGGGAGGUAUGAUUGGAAGUUUAGGACGGUUCCGCAGGUAUGUAGAUAUUCCAAUUUCAGAUUUGUUCAAAGAAAGAAGUGGAAAGAAGGGGAUCUUGUUUGGUUCAGAUGCUUACUUUGAUUUUUGGUGAAAAGGUAUAUUCUCAUGGAAAGAGCAUUGAGUGGUCCCGUGGAAAAGGUCUGGGCGGAUCGAGUGCUAUUAAUUACCAGAUGUAUAAUCGUGGUCAGGCACUAGAUUACGAUGAUUGGGCCAAACUUGGAAAUCCAGGGUGGAAUUUUGAGAGAUUAUUGCCGUACUUUAAAAAAGCUGAGAAGUUCAUUUCUCCUCCUUAUUCAACUGAAUCUAAUAUCCCACUGGAAACUCAGCAUGACGGACAAUUCCAUGGAAGUGAGGGCCCGAUACGUACCUCUUUCUCCACAUGGCGUUGUCCCAUUGAGAAGGAAUGGGUAGCUGCGUCCUCUACGGCUGGGGAGAAUAUCGGACUUCCCCUCGAUGCGUGGAGUGGGAAUCAUCUGGGGACGUUCCAUGGAUUGAGUAACAUUGAUCGAUCACCUGGACCUGCGAGUGCAACGAGGAGUUAUGCUGUCUCGGGGUAUCUCCUCCCCAAUGCCUCACGCCCAAAUCUUCACAUCUUGACCAACGCCUUGGUCACCAAGCUCGUCCUCGCUACGGACUCGAGCUCAGUCACAGGCGUCUCAUUCCGCCAUUCAAACCAAGAAUACACCGUAAGUGUGAAGAAAGAAAUCAUUCUCGCAGCAGGCGUCAUCAAGUCCCCUCAAAUCCUCGAGCUAUCAGGAAUAGGAGAUCCAGAGAUCCUUAAGAAGGCAGGGGUACAAUGUCUCAUACCCAAUCCCCGCGUGGGAGAGAAUCUUCAGGAUCACCCUGUGACGGGGCUUUCGUAUGAAGUUGUAGAUGGGGAGUAUACCCUCGACCUCCUACAAGAUCCACAGGAGAGUGAGAAAGCGAUGAUGGAGUACAUGAGCACACGCACGGGACCGAUGUCCAGCGGGGGGUCGACACAUUGUUUUGCGAGUUUUGCUGCGCUUGCUACACCCGAGGAAAUUGAGGAACUUCAAAAUGUAAUCCUCAAUCCACCUUCAGGAGUCAAAGAAUACCGGAACAAGCGAGGAAAUUGCUAGCCGAGGGACUCUGGAAGAAAAACGACGCGAGUAUACAACUCGUCUUCCUCCCCGUCACUUUGAACGUCGAAGGUCUCGAUGAGCAAACUGCCUUCUUCACGCCACCGGAGGACAUGAAGGGAAAACAGGGGUUCACGGUAGGCGCUGCUAUUUGUCGACCGCUAUCCGUUGGUUCUUGUCAUAUUCGUACCGCCAACCCAUUUGACGACCCGUACAUCGAUCCGGGGUAUCACUCCCAUCCCGUGGACGCUAUCAUUUUGUCGAAAGCAGUGUCUCUCAUUGAGAGAAUCUGUGCCACUCAGCCGUUAAGGGAGAAAGUCAAAAACAGGAGUUUCCCAGGAAAAGAGGUUGAGCUGGGGAGUGAGCAGGUGAGAAGGGAUUUUGUGAGGAAGUAUACGGGGACGGAGUAUCAUCCCAUUGGGACCUUGUGUAUGGGUACAGAAGGGGGGGGGAGGGGGGUGGUAGAUGAGAGACUCAGGUUGAGAGGGAUUAGAGGGGUGAGGGUUGUUGAUGCUAGUGUUUUCCCGCUUCAUGUUGGGGGGAAUAUUGUGGGGAGUGUUUAUGCGGUUGCGGAAAAGGCGGCAGGUCUUUUGAAGGAGGAGUGGGGUAUGUGA